UCCAGUAGAAAAACAGAUGCUGACAAGCAAGCAAGCCAAAACACAAGGACUAGCUUCACGGGUCACAAAACUCACCCUCUGUCAUUCACAUUCACACACUCUUCUGCUCUUUCUGUCAACAUUCAAACAUUGAGCUAAGCCACAGAAUACAAACAUAUUUAAACUAUACAAUGUGGACAUCUCCCAGAUUUCUGAUGGCAACUCUGCAGGCAAUGUUGCUGCUGUGGACGUGCAUGUACACUUGCGGUGCUACUAGAGGAAGAGUUGACUACGAUAUGAUCGAGGGUCUGAUCAGUACAUCUGCAGCAGCCGCGGUUAAGGUAGGGAAUAUAUCUAAGGUAGAAGAUGCGGUGUAUUUUCAGAUUUACUAUGGCCAGACAUUCAAAGUCAUCAAGAAUGGCUUCGAUGGCAAGAGCUAUCUUCUUAGUCAGAAUACGUCGAGGAUGGCAUCCAGGACUAAGUACUGCACAUCGAGGAUCAAAUCUUUUGUCAUCCCAUUGUCAAAUUAUUCAGUUGAUACCAGUUUUUUUUCAAUUUCUUUCUUUGAGCUUCUAGGAUUAUUAACAAGUUUGAAGGGAAUCACAUCGUUAGAUUUGGUAGCAUCGCAAUGUGUGCUAAAAUUAUACAGUGAUGGAGGAAUAGAAAUAUUGAACAAAAGUGAGACACAACAACUUACAAGAUUCUCAGCACACUUCAUAAGCAACGCUGAACAAUCUCAGUCCUGUAACUUUGCAACUUUUCUUCCCAACACCGAAGACACUCCUCUGCAGCGAGCAGAGUGGAUCAAAUACUUAGGAACUUUUGCUAAUAUGGAAUUCAGAGCGAAUAAAGUCUAUGAUGCUGUGAAAGCAAACUAUCUGUGCUUGGCUAAAGCAGCUGCCAACAAGACAACUUCUUUCAAGCCAGUGGUAGCCUGGUUGGCUUUCAAUGAUGGGGAGUGGUCGUUCACGCAGGAUCCAUACAAAUUAAAGUAUGUGGAAGAUGCAGGGGGAGAAAAUAUAGACAAAUCUAUCAACAAAGCUACUUAUAACAACACCAUUCCUGAUGAUUGUGAAGACUUUCAUGCCAUCUUAUGUACUGUAGAUGUAGUGGUCGACGAAACUUACACAUCAGAUCCAUGGCACUAUAACGUCAGCACCUUUCUCCAGAACAUUAAUGUAGAAGAUCGAUCAUGUUUUGCCUUCAUUACAAAACAAAGCUUAUGGAGGUACGACAAAAGACUGCAAAGUGCUAAUUCCCUUGAUUUUUUUGACGGAGCAAUUUCACAGCCCCAACUGGUUCUAGCAGACAUGAUUGAAGCGGUGUCGCCUUCUGGAAAUUACACAACUACAUAUUUUAGGAAUCUCGUUAAGGAAGAAGCAAUUACAAAUAUUAAGCCUGAAAUGUGUGACAGAGAUGUUUCAUCAGCUCUGGAACCAACCAUUGUAGACUGUUGAGGAAUUCAAUACAUUCUCCAGGAUUUGGAUUAUAUAUUUGAGUAGUGGAAGUGAAUAAUAUUUCACGAUUUUUAAUGUAAAAUUGAAUUGACAUAAUUGUUGGGAAAUAAAAGAGUUAUUUCUUCUA
This is a messenger RNA of Daucus carota subsp. sativus, 1563 nucleotides long. RefSeq lists its product as uncharacterized. Bases 171 to 1436 code for a protein of 421 amino acids. Lineage: Eukaryota; Viridiplantae; Streptophyta; Magnoliopsida; Apiales; Apiaceae. The record is from RefSeq and is a predicted model, not a curated record. The transcript is spliced from 11 exons.